Molecule: messenger RNA, 3182 nt
Organism: Siniperca chuatsi (mandarin fish)
Lineage: Eukaryota; Metazoa; Chordata; Actinopteri; Centrarchiformes; Sinipercidae
Gene: tead3a
Product: TEA domain family member 3 a
Exons: 13
Coding region: 1-1365 (454 amino acids)
Biological process (GO): embryonic organ development; hippo signaling; regulation of transcription by RNA polymerase II
Cellular component (GO): transcription regulator complex
Molecular function (GO): RNA polymerase II cis-regulatory region sequence-specific DNA binding; DNA-binding transcription factor activity, RNA polymerase II-specific
Source: RefSeq, a predicted model, not a curated record
AUGUGGCCCAUGCAGGCAAAGUUGCAGGCUUCUGGGAAGUUCAUAUGGCUCAAGUGUGUUGUGGCCGGAGCCGUCAUCAUUGCGUCGGAGUGGAGUUGCCGUGGCAGCCCUGACGGGGCGCAGGAGGAGGGUGGCGAUGGAGAAGCACUGGGAGACGGGCCGGACCGUGGAUUGGACGGCGACCCUGAGGGAGUGUGGAGUCCAGACAUUGAGCAGAGCUUUCAGGAAGCUCUGGCCAUCUACCCUCCCUGCGGCAGGAGGAAGAUCAUACUCUCAGAUGAAGGGAAGAUGUAUGGUCGAAAUGAGCUGAUAGCUCGCUAUAUCAAGCUACGAACAGGAAAGACGCGCACACGCAAACAGGUCUCUAGUCACCUGCAAGUCUUGGCCAAGAGAAAGUCGCGUGAGAUUCAGUCUAAGCUCAAGGCCAUGAACUUGGACCAGGUAUCCAAAGACAAGGCACUGCAGACAGUAGCCAACCUCUCAUCAGCACAGAUUGUGUCAGCUAGUGUAAUGAAAGCCCAGACUCCGUUCCCUGCACCAGUUAGAUUUUGGCCCGGCCCUAUGCCAGGACAGCCUGGACAUUCUCAGGACAUCAAGCCCUUUGCACAGCCACCAUACACUACACUACCAGCCCCUGUCCCUGCACCUAUCAGUUAUGAGCCGCUGCCUCCCCACCGCCCUGCAGCUAUAGCAGCUCCUGUAUGGCAAGACAGAACCAUCGCCUCAGCAAAACUACGGCUACUGGAGUACUCUGCUUUUCUGGAGACCCAGAGAGACAGGGAGGCGUAUAAACACCUUUUCGUACACAUUGGCCCAACAAACCCGGGCUACAAUGACCCCGUGUUGGAGUCUAUAGAUGUGAGGCAGAUUUACGACAAGUUCUCUGAGAAGAAAGGAGGCCUGAAGGAGCUGUAUGAAAAAGGGCCGCACAACGCAUUCUUUCUCGUCAAGUUCUGGGCCGACCUGAGCAGUGACAUUGAGGAGGGUUCUGGUGUGUUCUACGGUGUGAGCAGCCAGUACAGUGGAACAGAAAACAUCACCAUCAGUGUUUCAACAAAGGUCUGCUCCUUUGGCAAACAGGUGGUAGAGAAGGUUGAGACUGAAUAUGCACAAAUGGAAGGAGGAAAGUACGUGUUCCGCAUCCAUCGUUCGCCCAUGUGUGAAUAUAUGAUCAACUUCAUCCACAAACUCAAACACCUGCCAGAGAAAUACAUGAUGAACAGUGUACUGGAGAACUUCACCAUCCUACAGGUGGUGUCCAACAGAGAAACUCAAGAGACUCUGCUGUGCAUCGCCUUUGUGUUUGAAGUGUCCACUAGUGAACAUGGAGCACAGUACCAUGUUUAUCGACUAGUUAACGACUAGCAGCAUGUUGCAUGGAUAGACUCUCCACAGACUUUUUGAUACAUACAGCAUAAACACUAUUUCCUGCUCAAACACAGAGAAUCCCCACUCCUCUACUCUAAACACACACUUGUUUUUAACAGACCAACAGUCACACUCUAGUCACACCUGUUGUUUGUUUAAUGUGUAUGCAUUUCCAUCGCUGCACAUGUUUCUCCACAACAUCCCAUGAUUUAAACACUUAAGUGAAAUUCAUUUUUGUAGAAUAUGUGGUAUCAUUCUUGGCAUAAUAAUCAGUAAUGUAAUUAUUCAGUCACUGAAAUGUCUCACCUGAAACUCAGUGUCAUUACAGGUAUUAGGCAUGUGACAAACAUAUGAUAAAAACAUCCCAAAAAAGGGCUAAACUACAUUCAAUCAAGUUUAAUAUGUGAUAGUCUUCCAUCAUAUACAUUGUAUACAGUAGGAAUGUAGCUGUGAUGCACUACAAAUAAAUAUUAUCGUUUCUAGGGAAUUUUCCCAGCAUAUGCAUUUACGUCAUAGGUGUGACUCAUGUGAGACGAGUUUGAAUAUAGGUUGGCAAACAAACCAUUUAAUCAGUGUUAAUGUAACUCUGCCACAAUUACUAUUUCUUCUACAGUUUGUAGUAUCUCUGUAAGGUAGGACUUGAAUGAGCCUAUAAUGGUGUAUCCUCUAUCACUGCUUAGUGUGGAGUCAUGAUCUCCAGUUGGUUUAAUCAAAACUCCAAGCAUCAUAUGACAAAGUAUGAGUGUGCCUCUUCCCAGAAUGUAAUGCACUACAUGUAAAGACGUAAAAGUCGUAUUUAUAUUUGAAAAUAGUGUAAAGAGGGCCAUCAUUUUAGAUGUAUUUGCUGUUCAAAGGUUUCCAGUGGUACAAGGUGUGGAGGGAAUCAAAUCUCAAGGAGGUGUUUAAGUUUGGCUCAUCUGUCUUUGGAAACAGUUCACAACCAGUUUCAGAUUCAGUUCACACUCGGGUGUCAGCAGCAUUUUUAAUGAAAGAAUUAUCUUUACUGUUCAUUGUCAUAAUACUCUUUGUACUUAAGCUGUAUUCACACCAAAUCAGGCGUUUUCGCCGCAAAGCCUGAUUUGGUGUGAAUAUAGCUUUAGACUGUGGACUUGCUGCAGUAUUUCUACCUCCACAUGAGUUGGGAUAAGAAUGUGCUUUGGUUCAUAAAGCCUUAACCUGAGGAGCACUGAUGUAUAGGAUGUAUACACUACACUUGUAAUGGUACUGUUUGUAAGCCAAAACAAGGUAAAUAGACUCGUUUUUGUAUAGAUGAUCUUUUUUGUAUUUUACCAGCACAGCUAGAAGGGUUACUCUAAACAUCAUAUAUGAUGGGUGUUUCGGUUGUAUCUUUUUCGAUGUAUGCAAAAUGAUGUAUGGUACAGACCACACUAAGGUCACCCACAGUGCACUGGGGUAGAUUUUUGCCCAAUAACACUAGCAAAGUACCCAGCUUACACUUGCUUUUUUUUCUCCUUUUUGUUCUAUGUAAUGUUUUUAGUUUCUGGUACAAGUGGCUACCAGCAUUUUUUUAUGGUAAAUGUUAUUUGACUGUAUCACGCCCUCUCCUGGCAGGAUUAUCUUUAACUAUGUGGAAGAUGACAAUGAUUUGUCUUGAUCAUGAAAGUAAGAGCCGACUGGUUCAGUUUUUAAUAACCAUAUUCACUCUGUGGUCAGCCAAAGUUUUUAUUCUUUUAUUUUUCUUGUCUGUGUACUCUGGUUGGCUGUGCCUCAUCACUCCUUUGGUCAAGUAUGCUCAGUGAAUUAAAUCUGUGCCUUUUAUGCUGUACCAAUAAAAUCACAUGGUGUUUGCAGAA